UCACUCCAUUUUAACCUCGUCUAGAGGUUUUUCAUCUGAUGUCAUUAUUCUCGAAAUAUUUUGUCAGAAUCGAAAAAUAUAAAUAAUAAAGAAACGAAUAAGAAGGCAAUAAACUCUUGGGGCCAUUUCAUUUGAAGAAAAAAAUCAUUGACUCUGUACUACUAAGGAUGAUUGUGGAAGAUAUACUUUAAUUUGCUGGGUAAUUUUACGGUUAUCUUCAGUUUUUCAGCCACAAAAAAGUUGAACUGACGAUGGACAGUAUCAUAUCGUCGAGACAAUAAAAUUGUUUCGAAUGCACAAAAUGUGAUACUUUUUAUGAAAUUCAAAUAUGUUGAAGCAAACAAUAGAAAAUUCAUCAACAGAUGAUACAUUGAACGCACUCACAAAAAUUGACGUGUGUGAAUACGAAAAUCAUCUACCUAGAAGCUUUUUACAUGAAUAAUUCCGAUUAAAUAACGCAAUCUACACUAUUGCUGAUCAGUGAUCAUUGUUUUUGGGCCGAAAAUUUCGACGGAAGAAAAAAGUUAUACUUUCACAAAUCGAAAGUAACGCAAACAAAACUAGAAAAAGUGCAACAUUUUAUUUCCUUCAUUGAAUCAUCACCUCUCGAAACACUAAAAAUUAUUUCCAAUUUGGAGAUUCCAAAUCAAAGAUUGAUAACUUGAUAAUUUGCUUGUAUAAUAUUUUUCCAGAAUUUUUUCAGGAUUCCCAUGUGAACUUUUCCUAACCUCAAAUCGAAAUUGUGCUAUUCCACAAGUCACGUUCUAAGAUAAACACAUCCAAAAUCAUCCCAACUUGUUUUGACAAUACACAAAGGCCGAGAAUCACAUCGCCACGAUGUCAAAAGUUAUAUUCACCAGUAGGACUGUGGAAUCAGGUGUUAAAACCUUAUAUUUGGAUGAGGAGACGGCUGAUGUGCAUUUCGUAUUCGAAUCCAAUGGACAAACCGAUCGUAUUCCUGCUCACAAGACUCUCUUGAUUGCCGCAAGCAAAGUCUUCCGAGCAAUGUUCAAUGGGCAGUGGAAAGAGAAAGACGAAGUGCCGAUCCCGGAUGUGUUUGCCGCCGAUUUCAAAAUGUUCUUACAGUAUUUCUACUUGAGCGAAGUUGAACUGUCCAUGGAGAAUGUGGAAGCUGUCAUGAGCCUCAGUCACCAGUACGAUAUUGGUGCGUGUUUCAAUGAUUGCGCAACACUCUUGGAACAUAGUCUCACCGCCGACAAUGCCUGUAGGAUCUAUGCACUCGCGAUAUUCUACGGGCACGAAGAACUGAAGACGGAAUGUGAGAUAUUCAUUAGUCUCAACACGGAAAACGUCCUCAAGUCAAGCGGUUUCCUCGAAUAUGACCGAGAGACACUCUCUGAAAUUAUACGUCUCGAUGCAAUAUCCUGCUCAGAAACCACUGUGUUCAACGCAUGCGUGGAGUGGGUCAAGACCACCAGCGAACAUGAUGAAAUAAGCAAAGUGUUGGUUCAAAAUCAUCUCGGAAAUUUGUUCUACGAUAUUCGCUUCGGAUCGAUGACAAUGCAAGAGUUCAACGCCAUUUGCACAGCACAUGGAUGUUUAUUUACCGACAAAGAGCAACAGGGCAUCACAAAACUGAUCAAAUCGAAGAAAACGCAAUGGAAAUCGUUCAAUGGAACUCGUCGUGUGAGCCCAUUGGAAAAGUCGGAUGAGCUUAAAUGCAAUCUAGAAGCGGAUGUAACGCCAGAAGGCCAUGACAUUGAACACAUCGAAACCGCAAAAUUUUCAACCAACAAAACUCUGCUGCUGAAAGCGAUAGUUUUCUGCGAGGUAUACGCACAUGUUUUUCCCAUGGAAGAACCCUACGAACUAGAAGACAAUUUUACAGGCGAACUUACUGUGCUUGAAAUCGAUCCUCUGAACACUGAUGAAAAAGAAGCUCGCGUACUAUAUGUCAAUGAAAACGUUGAAUUGCUAAGUUAUGAACACGUUACCAUACUAUUGCCAAAGCCGCUCACCAUAAGACGUGGUUUCAAGUAUGAAAUUCGUUUUGAAAAAAAUGAAAAUAGUGGUAAUGGUGUAACCGCUUUCUUUAUAUCCCAUGAAGUAAAAAUCAAGCCUGACAUCAUCGUGAAGUUCGACAGAGAUCCUUAUUCGAGAGAAAAUGAAAAUCAUGGACUGGUUUGGGAGCUCAGAUUCAGCGAUAUUUAACGAGGUUUCUUUUUCAAUUUCAAGACAUAUUCCUUUCCAUUAGUUUGUUUUUCAAGUAAUCAGAUUUGAUCAUCAAGCCUUAAUAAAGUUAAGAAAUUCAGAACUAAAUCAUGUUAACCCAAAUUUCGCUUUCACAAAAAUGUCAACAAUUCCUAGUAUUUAACCAUUUACUUUAAUGACUUAAAAUAACUUUCGGAAGAAUAAAAAACCAAGAACAAUAAAUAAAUAAAGAGAUUAAUUCCAUAAUGUUUCCCUAAUAAAAUUUAACUAUUUUAUCAAAAACAUUGCCUUUUUUCAGAAUAAACUAAAUUUAAAUCAAUUACUUUAUUGGUGUA
Sitodiplosis mosellana (orange wheat blossom midge) is the source of this 2507-nucleotide messenger RNA. RefSeq names its product BTB/POZ domain-containing protein 3-like. The transcript has 3 exons. Bases 838 to 2172 code for a protein of 444 amino acids. NCBI's taxonomy places the organism in Eukaryota, Metazoa, Arthropoda, Insecta, Diptera, Cecidomyiidae. The record is from RefSeq and is a predicted model, not a curated record. Gene Ontology annotation, molecular function: protein binding.